CCCACUCGAUAUGUGUAAACAACUCGCAAUUGUGACAUUAGCCGUAUUGGCUAAUUUCACUCAAGCAGACUUAGUCAAAAAAUUCCAAAAAUUGCAGCCCCCCAACUGCCAACAAUACACGGAGCAACUAGUUGGGCUUUUUACCCUAAUGUGCAAUAAUGUGGCGAUCAACGACGAGGAUAAUUUGAUGAGGGAUGCGUGUGUUGGGUGUUUCCAACAGGCAUCAACCUCAAAUAACAAUCAACCGUCUCUAACCGAUUUAAUGAAUUGUGGGGACAAUUAUUUAGCUGGGACGCGAUACGAAGACUGCUCCUCUCAAAUAGACGCGAAUCCAGGCACGGGCCCGUGUGUGGCAGGUUAUUGCCGGUUUGUAACUUGCAUCAGACGAGUCAACUCCGAUUUACUGAUAGCCCAAUGCUACGCAGAAGCGUCCGUUGAUAACGACGCACUUAUCGAAGAGGAUCAAAUCGUCCUAGUCAAAAACAUAACAUCUUGUAUUUUAGCUCGGACAAGGUGUGCACCCAUUAACCCGAUAAGUGGGCAACAACAGUCGAGCUUUCUUACCACAAAUACUUACGAUAAAUGGGGAAAACCGAAAACCACGACUGUAGCUUUGUUUAAUUCCCUACAAAUCACUCCCGAGGGUGAUUUACGCAUUAUUCAACUUCCAGGAACAACAAAGAUUCAAAAUUAUUUCUGUACAGCUCAGCCGAAUUUACGAGAAUCGUCGUGGCUGGAAUAUUCCUGUUAA
Tribolium madens (black flour beetle) is the source of this 751-nucleotide messenger RNA. RefSeq lists its product as uncharacterized. The record is from RefSeq and is a predicted model, not a curated record. NCBI's taxonomy places the organism in Eukaryota, Metazoa, Arthropoda, Insecta, Coleoptera, Tenebrionidae. Bases 11 to 751 code for a protein of 246 amino acids. The transcript is spliced from 4 exons.